Messenger RNA from Cylas formicarius (sweet potato weevil), 1233 nucleotides. RefSeq names its product peroxisome assembly protein 12 (gene Pex12). Bases 75 to 1100 code for a protein of 341 amino acids. Gene Ontology annotation, cellular component: peroxisomal membrane; peroxisomal importomer complex. The transcript is spliced from 4 exons. Gene Ontology annotation, molecular function: ubiquitin-protein transferase activity; protein binding; zinc ion binding. Gene Ontology annotation, biological process: protein import into peroxisome matrix; protein monoubiquitination. The record is from RefSeq and is a predicted model, not a curated record. NCBI's taxonomy places the organism in Eukaryota, Metazoa, Arthropoda, Insecta, Coleoptera, Brentidae.
AGAAGAAGAAAAGUGGAGAACAUAACCCCAUUUUUUUUUAAAAUCAUGUAAUAAAAGUGUUUUAAGGAAAUGCUAUGGCCGAGAGCGCGGCGAAUUUUACUCGAACGUUCCAAUCGAAACCAUCCGUGUUUGAAAUCGCAGCGCAGAAAUCCCUGAGCGAAACUUUGCACCCGGGUCUGCGACGCGUAGCGCUCUUCUUGUCUACCAAUUUUCCGAGGAAAUUCCGUUUUUUAAACGACUACUUCGACGAAACUUUUUUCGCGUUGCACGGACUCCUCGAACUAUACUAUCUAAGGUAUUACGAUGCAUCGUUUUCUGAAAAUUUUUAUGGACUGAAGCGGGUCGCAUCGAACGGAUCUGAACUGACUAAGCACGACCGCGAAAUCUCGCUUAUAGUCCUCGUCGCUUUACCAUAUUUCAAGAGGAAAAUUGACGAGAAAAUUCAGCUAUACAAAAUCGAGAACGCGGAAGGAUCGCUUCGAAAAGUUACGCUGAGAACGACGCGACAUAUAGCCUGUAACACGUUUUUCUUUCAGGACUUAGAAGGUAGGCUCAAAAAAAUAGCGCUCUAUUCCUACUCAGCGUUAGAAGUCAUACGAGGCUUCGCAACAGUAAAUAACUAUCUGAGGUACAUGUCCAACAAAACAGAGUCGCAACUACUGAUUCUGAAGGUUCUAAAGUUAAAGCUUGCGUAUUCUUACGAACCCCCGUCACCCAGUUUUUGGGGCGCCUUCUUUCGGGGACAACUGUGGAGUUCCGAUCUAAGCUGGAAUGUGAUACGUAAUGGGGUGACGUCAGUGUUUGAGCUGGCCGCAUUUUUCUUACAGUUCUUAAAUACGUGGAAUGCCCACCAUCCAAAUUACAACUGGACCGAUUUGCCCAAAGUUGAAGCCCCGCCGGCGCACGUCAAGGCAGGAGCUUACAGGGAUCGGUGCCCCAUAUGCCUGGGUAAGUGGCUCAACCCGACGGUGCUCCCGAUUUCGGGCUAUGUCUUCUGCUUCCGUUGCAUAAUCAGACAUCUGAACGAAACACCCGAGUGUCCGGUGACACGAUUCCCUGCCAGGCCCCUGGACGUCGCCAGGCUCUACCCUAACGAUUGAAAUAAAACUACGCGGCACCUCCAUCAACUCGUUUUUAUUAUUUACCCACCAUUUAGAAAAAGAAAACAUGCAGAGGAAAGUAAUCGGUCUGGGGUGGUGACGCGAAAAAUAAAAUUCAAACGAAAAAAAAAAA